Molecule: messenger RNA, 483 nt
Organism: Haemonchus placei
Lineage: Eukaryota; Metazoa; Nematoda; Chromadorea; Rhabditida; Trichostrongylidae
Source: the annotation of a GenBank genome assembly
AUGAACCAAAGCGAUUGUCUCGAGCCUUGGAAACCUCCAUUACCUAACAUAGACUAUGAGCCAAUGUUCGCUCCCUUUCUUGAAAUGUCUGGUGGUCUGAUGAAAUUGAUUGCGCGUUCUUCAGACGAAAAAAGCAUUGAGGUUAUGAUCGAAUCCAUCGCACAAAAAAGUACCACUUGGAGCACAGUUUUGCAAUUAUUCAUGCACAAUGUUGUGUCAAUUCUGAUUUUCGUAUCCGGAUUUCUAUUAGCUUUGACCGUCCUUCUGGGAUGCGUUUGCACGUGCAUAUUUCGAUCGUCUACGGCGAGUCGGGUAAGAUUUCGGAGUAAUCAGGGGGAUUAUGUAUUGAGAAUCAGUUUAGGAGAAACCAAAAAGCGGGCGUAUUUGGUGUUCUUGGUUUAUGUUCAUAUUCUGCACGAUGAUGUCGAUUAUAUGUAUUGUGCUGGUGGGCAGUGCAGCUCAUUCGAUCACAGUUGGUCUUAA